AUGCCGGUCGUCAAAGGAGGUGUCUGGACGAAUAUCGAAGAUGAAAUCCUUAAAGCCUCAGUCUCGAAAUAUGGGCUGAACCAGUGGGCUCGAGUUUCAUCGUUGCUGGCGCGGAAGACCCCGAAACAGUGCAAGGCGAGAUGGACAGAAUGGCUGGACCCGGGCAUUCGCAAGAUAGAAUGGUCCAAAGAAGAGGAUGAGAAGUUGCUACACCUGGCAAAGUUGAUGCCCACGCAAUGGCGGACAAUUGCGCCCAUCGUUGGGAGAACAGCCACCCAGUGCCUCGAGCGUUACCAGAAGCUCCUCGAUGAAGCCGAGGCCCGCGAAAACGAUGACCUAGGCCUGGGAGGGCCAGAAGGGGGGGAGACUGCAGCGCCAACAGGCGAUCAGGUCCGAAGACUGCGCCCCGGAGAGCUCGACCCUGAUCCCGAAUCCAAACCUGCGCGCCCGGACACGAUCGACCUGGACGAGGAUGAGAAGGAAAUGCUCAGUGAGGCUCGUGCCCGCCUUGCGAACACUCAAGGCAAGAAAGCGAAGCGCAAAGCACGCGAACGACAAUUGGAGGAGUCACGAAGGCUGGCCGUGCUCCAGAAACGCCGAGAGCUGAAAAAUUCCGGCAUCAAUAUCAAGAUCACCACCCGUAAAAAGGGCCAGAUGGAUUACAAUGCAGACGUUCCCUUUGAAAAACAGGCUGCGCCCGGCUUCUAUGAUACGCAAGAGGAGCUGGCAAAGAAUGAACGGGAACGAGAACUGUUUGACCCGCGCAAGCAACAGUUGGCACGAAAGAGACAAGGAGAUCCCGAAGACAAUCUCGACCCAAAGCGGCAAAAACAAGACAAAGACAAAUCUUCGUCCGCGAUGGCUGCUGCCGCUGCGAGAGCGGGACAAAUGCAACGAUUACGAGAAGCCGAGCAACAGAGCAAGCGAAGAGCGCUAAACUUGCCUGCCCCCCAAGUUAGCGAAAGCGAGCUGGAAGAAAUCGUCAAGAUGGGUAUGGCGGGUGACAGAGCAGUGAGAGCAGUCGGACAGGAAGACGGAGACGGACGAGGGCUUGUCUCCAACUAUGCCAAUAUGGUCGGAGCUACACCUAUUCGCACGCCUCGAGCACCUGCGGAAGAAGACCAUAUCGCCAAUGAGAUCAGAAACAUCAGAGCACUCACCGAAACGCAGUCAUCUUUGUUGGGUGGGGAGAACACACCACUGCACGAGGGCAGUGGCUCUACAGGAUUCGAUGGAGUUGCGCCUCGACGACAGCAAAUGGUAACCCCUAACCCAAUGGCGACGCCCUUGCGCCAAGCCGAAGGUCCAGGACAGUUUCCUGGUGCCACACCAUUGCGCACACCACGCGACAAUUUGACAAUCAAUGAAAAAGGCGAACGACAGCUGGUAGCGCAAACCCCACGGGAUAUGCGAUUAGCCGAGCAAGUCACAAGGCAGUCCCUCAGAGCGAAGCUUGCAUCUCUACCAAGGCCCAAGGAGACUGAAUGGGAACUGGAAGUGUUGCCAUCCGAGCAGGAAGAGGCCUCGGGCAGAGUGGGUCUGGAGAGGGAGGAUCAAGAUGAAAUCGACAGGCGCGAGCGUCAAGCACGGGAAGCGGCAGCAGCGGCAGAGUUCAGACGACAGACUCAAGUCUAUCAAAGAGCUCUGCCACGACCCACUACCAUCAAUUAUACUGCACUCGCUUCAGCAGCGACGUCCAUAACCGAUCCCAUCCGGGCAAUGAUCGCCCAAGAGGCCGCCCUGCUCAUGGCCAACGAUGCAAGCAAGUUCCCCCUUCCUGGCUCGAAAGUCAUUGGCGAACCUCCUCGAUUGAGAUCGCUGCCCGAUGACUUGCUGGAACAGGCUCGUCAGGAGUUGAAAGCGACGUUCAAUGAGACAGAUCGCCAAGCCUAUGUGGCCGCUGUGGAAGGCCUCGCCAGUUCAGAGAAAGAAAGAAACGCUUUGCCGUUGAGAUUCAAUGCAAGUACAACCACGGAAGAAUACUUGGCCGCUUUUAAAUCUGCACAGCAGGACCUUCUCGCUGCUGCGGAAGCAGGCAAUAAGCUCGAGAAGAAGCUAUCAUUGCACUUGGGAGGGUAUCAAGCGCGGCAAAAGACCCUAAAACAGAAGAUUGCCACCGUCUAUGAACAGAUUGAGGAGCAGAGAGCGCAGCUGGAUGGCUUCAGGACCCUGCAGAUUGGGGAAGAGGGUGCAUUGGCACGGAGGCUGGAGAGGCUUAGGGAUGAAGUCAGCUUUGUGAUGAGGAGGGAGAGAGAGGCGCAGGAGGAGUACCGUGAGUUGAAGGAGCGAGUCAAUGGCAUGAAUGGUGUGAACGGUCAUUGA
Messenger RNA from Fonsecaea erecta, 2322 nucleotides. RefSeq names its product pre-mRNA-splicing factor cef1. The record is from RefSeq and is a predicted model, not a curated record. Gene Ontology annotation, cellular component: Prp19 complex; spliceosomal complex. The transcript has a single exon. Gene Ontology annotation, biological process: mRNA splicing, via spliceosome. Lineage: Eukaryota; Fungi; Ascomycota; Eurotiomycetes; Chaetothyriales; Herpotrichiellaceae. The coding region runs from base 1 to 2322 and encodes 773 amino acids.